CCCACUCGGGACAUCGUGGAUUCGGGUGUUGGAAGUGCGUACUAUGUUAGUCUAAAUCUGAGCUGAGGUUAAUCUCAUACCCAUCUGCAAUACAAGUAAUUCUGCAAGACGGCAGAAUAAAGAUAAUCGGGAUUUAUACGGAUAAUCAAUCAGUUUAUUGAUUGCUGAUUAAGUAGGAAAAAAGGGAUACACAUUGUAUCUAGUUUGCAAUUUUCAUCCUCGAAGGACAGUUUGCAACUCAAGCUGUGCAAAAAAAAGUAAACUGGAAGCUUUGAAGUUUCUGAGAUAAAUUUCAUAAUGGUUUGAUUGUUUAAAACAAUUCUGCAACAGUUGCACGCCACGUGUUUGCCGGGUUACACAGGGAGCAGCCCUGACAGGAGCAGAUUUCAUCCUUUAAAGCGUGAUUUUAAAAAAAAGAAAGAUCUGUGAGAGACUGACAGUUCUGGGAGUGAUGUCUGCAGUUGCUUAUAUCGAUUACCUUGCCGCCGAGUGCCUAGUUUCUAUCUCUAGUCGCCCUGUGGUGCACCAGUCUCCUGGGCAGGGCUUGGCCGAAGAGGAGACGAGGGGAUCCCGGGACGGCUGUGGUUCCCUCCUGAACAUGGCCAGAAUCCUGGCCGACCUAAGCAAGUGCAAUCCACUCUCGCAGGUGGGGUCCAGCCACGAUCACUGCGCCGUAGCGCAGCGCCGGGAAGCGCACUUCACGCCCGCUAUUCCGCUGCGUGGCGCAACGGGGCAAGUGAAAAAUCUCUCCAGCCAGCGACACGAGUGUCCGUACACUGGAUGCGCCAAGGUCUACGGGAAGUCUUCUCACUUGAAGGCGCAUCUGAGAACGCACACUGGAGAGAAGCCCUUUCCUUGUACAUGGUCCGGCUGCUGUAAAAAAUUUUCCCGUUCCGACGAGCUAACACGGCACUACAGGACCCACACAGGCGAGAAAAAGUUCAAGUGCCCCUUGUGUGAGAAGCGUUUCAUGAGGAGUGACCAUUUGAGCAAGCAUGCCAGGCGGCACUCUAACUUCCAGUCCAGCAUGCUACAGAGAGCACGGAGGAGAGUCGUCUCCUCCCUGGCUACAGACCUCGAACCAGCCAGGCUUUAGCAUUGAACUAACUACUGGAACUGAAGCAGAGUCUGGAUGUUUCAGAGAUGGUUAUUCAGUCUCAGUCUGGCAAUUUUUUUUGAUGAGUACAAACUUUGUUCUUUAUUGGGUAAAAAUCAAUGAUUAUAAGACUUUCCAUUCUUUCAUUCAGCAUUUAAUUGUCCAUACAUACUAUUACUGAGGUUGUAUAUUUUUGCUUUGAUGUACACGACUGUAAUAUCACUUCACUGGUGUGGACAUAAAGCUUGCUGUAAACCUUCACAUGCAAGCAAAUUCUGGCACCUGUCUUUUGGAAAAAAUAUAGAAAUAAACCUUGUUGCCACGCUGGUACCAAUGCUGUCAGUAAUUGGCUUUCUGCAGAUGAGGUAUUUUCCUGCAAGUUUUAUAAGGCUAGGUCAGUCCACUUCAUAUCUUGUUCAUUGAUAUUUAGUUGUUCCACCAUUAUCCUGCUCAAGUUCAGCAAGUUCACUCAAUGGUAUUUCCACAUCUUCAUACGGCAGCUUGUCUUCUCACCAGUAUUGUCUAUCAGGUCCAGAAUUCUGUCAUCUCACACCUGCAGACCACAUUAAUGCAACCCGGCAAGAACAUUACACAAAUGCCAGAUCCCCUCCAGAGCAGGCUGUAGCGAAUUUGAUUUCUAAUCAGUGCAAGCUCCAGCAGAAAGUCUACUGUAGGUUUGUGAGUGAACGGAAUGCACGAUGAGCAAUGUUUAUUUGUCAUUCAUUUCAAAAUUUGGACUGUGUUAUUUUUAAAAAGUAUUCUAGCGCUGACUAGGCCCUAAAGAUAUUGAUGCAUGAAAUGGCUCAACUGAACUCAAAAAUGACAGACUUUGUAAAAAUAAAAGUUAUUUAUUUCACUUCAUACAAAGACAUACUAUUUCAAAGGGUAAAUCUUUUCUUUUAAAACAAACUAACAUGAAUGGACAUUAGAAGUAUCAAAACAAUAUUAUGAGUUCUCAAAAACAAAGUUCCAACACCAAAAAGUCUUCAAUGGGAAUUUUACGAAAAUGCACAAGGGGAAAAUAAUAUACAAAUUUCCAGAUAUAUCACAAAAAGCUAAUGUGAAGGAAAUUCAAUAAUUAAAUGGGUUCAGUUCCAAUGAAGCCAAAAAUGGCAGAUUCCAGAAUCACAUCCCAGAUAUCCCCCUUUUAGGAGUAUUUGAAGGUAUAAAUAUGGCACUGCUUGGCCUUUCUCAAAAGGCAUUAUUGGAUCAAGACAGGAGUAACAGGGAGAGCAAAGGUAGACUGGGAAGAGACAGGUAAGGACUAAUGGGCAGACAUCUAAACAAGUGGAAUUAUGUCUUUUUUCAUUAAAAAGGUGCAUGUUAGCGAAUUAUAAUGGUAAAAGUUGUGGAACACAUUAGUAAAAACAUCUGCAACAAUAGAACACUAAAUAUUCUGUGAUUUCCAUUACUUACAAAAAUAAGGCAAGCACCAGCAUUUUAAAUAGAUAACUCUUCAAACUCCACACCCUUCCCAAAUCUGAGUUAUGUCAACAAGUAGAUUAAAACUACAUUUUUUUUUAAACAGUAUGUCCCACAGCAUUAUUGAAGGCCAGGAUGUUGGCCUUGCCCACAGUACCACACCAUGUUCUAGUGGAUGAAUUAAGGGAGACUUAGCUACAACCCUCCCAGUCAAGUGGUUUCAUGGGCAGGCAGGACACUUGGUGAGCCUUAUAUAUAAAAAAAUUGUGCUAGGCACAUAAUUUGACAAGUUGCCAGUGUAGCAAUACUUGAGUACUGGCUAAAUCUAUAACAGAUUAUCUUCCUGAUACCCUAUUUAAAUAGGCAAUAAUUGGCAAUAUUAUUCCCUUCCUAUGUAAUAUGCAUCCUGACUGGAACAUGCAAAUUACUUUCUCCUGCCGUGCUCAUGAAUUAUGUGUACAGCACAGUUCUGAUUUGAGAGUGAAACCACUUCUGUCUAUACUAGAAUGUGGAUUCAAUUUAUUUAUUUAAAAUAAGCUAAUUUGCUGCUGUUUACAGGGAGCUGCUCUGUUACCCAAGAUCACCUUGAUUACUUAUUUUCUAACUGGUAGGCACAACUUAAAAAAAGAUGCAUUUGAAGAAUGUACACUCUUUCCUAAAAAGGGGGAAUGAUUUUGCAUGUCCUCAUUCCACACUGAUCCAAGUGUCAUAAUAAAUUAAUCAGGCAGUACUGGAUAGGGACACCCAGCAGCAUUUUACUGGCAAUUUGCUUCAUAACAUUUGCUAAUGAAGCCACAGCAGAUGUUCAUAUCCAGGAAUAUUAACCAGCAAUCCUUAAGGGAGUAAUCUACCUUUACUGAGAGAGAAACUCUGACUCCCAUUUACUCUUUACAACUCUGUACAGUAGUCCUGUUAGGGUCAAGACACACUGGGAUCAAAGCAUUGAAUACAAAUGCAUGGGUAGAUAUCCAUGUGACAAUGAUGUUUAGCAAAAAGUGUACAUCAAGUUAUAUUGCUGCAGCAGAAAUAUCUUGUAAUUUCUGUCUAUGCAACAAGCAUUCCACAGUCUGAGCAUUAAGUCCCUGAACACGCACAUUCUCCAGGGUCACGAUGGAUAUCAACAGUCUGAUAACUGCAUACCACUGUCUCUCAUUUCAAAAGUCAGGCACAGACAAUGUGGCAUUUAGAUUUCCUCAAAAUCCCCUCCACCACCCAGUCUCCAAAAGCACGAUCAGUUUUUUUAAAAAGGCAAAGCUUGAUAGUACUAGUAGUUAGAAAAAUAGCCCUGAGUUACCAAAAGAGGCAACCUGUUUGCCUGUAAACAUGAUUGACCUGAUCAGGGAAAAGUCCACAGUUUCUCAG
Molecule: messenger RNA, 3880 nt
Organism: Pristis pectinata (smalltooth sawfish)
Lineage: Eukaryota; Metazoa; Chordata; Chondrichthyes; Rhinopristiformes; Pristidae
Product: Krueppel-like factor 9
Exons: 3
Coding region: 452-1096 (214 amino acids)
Biological process (GO): regulation of transcription by RNA polymerase II
Molecular function (GO): RNA polymerase II cis-regulatory region sequence-specific DNA binding; DNA-binding transcription factor activity, RNA polymerase II-specific
Source: RefSeq, a predicted model, not a curated record